AUGAAGUCCUCUAUUCGUGCUUGCUGCAACGAAGGGCACGAUGUUCUAACUGCCGUGGACAUGAGAGAUGCAUUGACGCAACACCCAGUGAAGGGAACAACAGCUGCAGUGAGCAUAGUCGACGAAUCAAAGCACACUCUCCGUAUAAAUAAGAUUGAGCGUUUUGGUAGCUUCCACAACUUCGAAUAUGGAGAUACCGGUCUGAGAGUUUGGAAAUGUUAUGGCAUCGGUAAAGGGAACUACAUUACAUAUGACGUAAUUUAUAUCAAGCACGAAGGUCAAACGUCCCUUCAAACCAUAGAAUCUCAAGGAAUUUAUGAUCCUCCUGAAAAGCGUGUGUUCAAGGGUUUUCAAAGGGCAUCAAGGAAACAGAGAGUACAACACCAUUGUUUGAAUGCUCUGUUCUUGGAUGUGUUGAAGUGUUCGAAACGUUUUCGCAGCUAGAGCUGCACCUGGACGUUGGAAAGCAUACAGUCAGCAGGUUAAGCCAGUAUGAUGCAAUCAAAAGGGACUGGGCCCUUAAAUUCUCGUCGAUAGAUACCGCUGGUAUCGAGUGUUCGAGCUGUUCGUUAGAUUCCAGUACACCACUCACUUCUUCCGGGGAUACUUCGCCUCACUCGUCUCUAUGA
Molecule: messenger RNA, 629 nt
Organism: Pocillopora meandrina
Lineage: Eukaryota; Metazoa; Cnidaria; Anthozoa; Scleractinia; Pocilloporidae
Source: the annotation of a GenBank genome assembly